Messenger RNA from Penicillium soppii, 1020 nucleotides. RefSeq names its product INSIG family protein. The transcript is spliced from 3 exons. Lineage: Eukaryota; Fungi; Ascomycota; Eurotiomycetes; Eurotiales; Aspergillaceae. The coding region runs from base 1 to 1020 and encodes 339 amino acids. Gene Ontology annotation, cellular component: endoplasmic reticulum. The record is from RefSeq and is a predicted model, not a curated record. Gene Ontology annotation, biological process: sterol biosynthetic process.
AUGACAGAACAACCUCGCAUCCUCCGGCCCCGUCCCAGACGAGUCUUUGAUGUAACACCCGCAUCAACCGAAUCGUCUGGCCCCCCAACACCCUCCGAACCAAUCACCACCGACUACCUCAAUCCCCACGCCCCAGACACAGCCUCAAACUCAACGAGUGUGAGCCGCACCGGCUCAGUGAUGAACCUGACCUCUUCAACCCUGUACGGCAUUUACUCGCCGACCGCCUUCGAUGGAUUCCGUGACGAGUCCAGCCCUUGGGGCACGGAAGCCAACUCGCCAGCCGCCGAGUACCCGCCUGAGCCGUCGCAGCGAGCGGCCGAGAAAUCGGCCAUUUGGCCACGGCGACUUGCGCUGCGGCGCACGCGGUCACGACUGAGCCAUGGCUUGUUCCGUGGCGUUAUCUUGCCGCAGGCGUGGAGUUCGCUACUGCUGUUUGGGUUUGGGAUUGCUUAUGUACUUGGGUUUCUGGGGGUGGCCGGUAUUGCGCUUGGCAAUUUGCUUCCCUGGUUGGAUCGCUGGCGCGAGGGUGAGGAGGGUGUUGAUGCUAAGAAUGAUGGGUCUAAUGAGGAGGAGAGUGAAGACCGCACGCCCUCGUGGGUGACUGUUGCUCGCAGUGUUGGUGCUUUUGUUGGAAUUGCUUUCGCUAUGCGGAGACUCCCUUGGCAGUCUACCACGCAAGCCUCGCUGACCCUCGCCCUCGCCAACCCCGUUCUAUGGUACUUGAUCGACCGCACCACAACCGGCUUCGUCCUCUCUUCGACAGUUGGUAUGGCAGGCAUGGGUAUCGUUCUUGGCCUCAAGCCCGGGCUGGUCCCUGCGUCGACCACCCCGUCAUUUGGCACCGGUGUUCUCAAUGGAACGGGGUUGGAGAAUGCGCUGGGCGCAGGAAUUACACAGGAGAGCUUGGCUGUCCGUGUCUGGAUCGCCAGUGUCAUUUUCUGCGCUUGCGUGUGCUUUGGAAAUAUUGGCCGCCAGCUCGCCAUCGGUGCUGGUCGCAGAGAUACGCUGAAGCCCUAA